CGAUCUUUUGCCCGGCUCCCCGGCCUAGCUGGCUCAGGAGAGGAGGUUCCCAGGGCUCCCUUUGUUGGCGUUUUGCCCACGCGUUGUAGUCGGGACUCUGACAACGUGGUGAGAGCGGGUUGGGGAUUGUAGGAGGCACCGGCUUUGUGCUGGGGUGAUGCAACGCGGGUGAAUGCGGGGGCUUUCUCAUUCCGAGCGGCUUGGCUCGUGUCGUUGAACACAAUUGUGCAGAAUGCGUUCCCGGCAGUGAGUCUGAGGCGUUCAACUCCAAGGUUGAUGCCAGUUAGAAGAAUGCUCUCCACUGAACUUUCGGGCACCAUUUGUUACGCAGGAUGUCUCUGAGUGAGAACACAGUUUUUGCUUAUGAAUCUUCAGUGCACAGCACCAAUGUCUUGCUGAGCCUCAACGACCAGCGCAAGAAGGAUGUGCUGUGCGACAUCAGCGUCUUUGUGGAGGGGCAGCGAUUCCGCGCCCACCGGUCGGUGCUGGCGGCGUGGAGCAGUUACUUUCACACACGCAUUAUAGGCCAGGCUGAGCCGGAUCUGAGCAUUACCCUUCCGGAAGAGGUGACAAUUAAAGGAUUUGAACCUUUGAUUCAGUUUGCCUACACUGCUAAACUGAUUUUAAGUAAAGACAAUGUGGAUGAAGUGUGCAAGUGUGUCGAGUUUUUAAAUAUACACAAUAUUGAAGAAUCCUGCUUCCAGUUUCUGAAAUUCAAGUUUUUGAACUCAACUGCAGACCAACAAGAAUGCCAAAGAAAAAAAUGCUUUCCAUCAUACUGUCAGAAAAAAGACCUUAAAUUUUCACUUGUGGACCAGAGGGAUCUAGACGUUGAUGAAGUGAAAGAAUUUGUGGAAAACAAAAACGCUCCGAUUCCCCAGUCUAAACUCCGCCGGUAUCAAGACGAUGCCAAGGUGGCACCUCCCCUCCAAGAUAGUGCCAGUCAGACGUAUGAGUCCAUGUGCCUAGACAAGGAUGCUAGUCUGGCUCUGCCGUCUCUGUGUCCCAAAUACAGAAAGUUCCAGAAGGCUUUUGGAACCGACCGAGUCCGUACAGUGGAAUCCAGUGUGAAGGAUGCUCGUGCCGCUUCCGUUCAGCCUAAUGAGACAUCGGAAAAUGAAUGUCUGGGAGGAGUCCAGGACUGUGCAGACUUACAGGUGAUUUUAAAAUGUGAGGAAAGUAAAUUGUCAUCAGAACACGAAGAAACGAAGGUGAAAGACCCUGCCUCUCAGUGCUCAGCCGGCAAAGCAGAUGUGACUCCUUUGGCCCACAAUUCCUCUACAGACCCUCAUGGACUCUACUCUCUGUCUCUUUUACAAACGUAUGACCAGUAUGAGGACUUGGCUUUUCCUGCAGUGUUAACAGAGAAGCCUUUAUCAAGUACAGAUGUUCGAGAAGAGAAAGCAUUUGGGGAAAGCCAGGAUUUACAUCAGAAACCCGAGCCAGGCCCCAGAGAAGACGGUGGCCACGCAUCUAGUGAUCGGAGUAGUGUGGAACGAGAAGUGGCAGAACACUUAGCCAAAGGCUUCUGGAGUGACAUUUGCAACACAGACUCUCCUUGCCAGAUGCAGCUGUCACCUGCCGUGGCCAAAGAGAGCUCAGAACAGAUCUAUUCGCAGAAACGCUCGGAGUGUCCCUGGUUGGGUAUUAGGAUCAGCGAGAGUCCAGAGCCGCCUCAAAGGACUUUUACAACAUUAAGUUCUGUGAACUGCCCUUUUAUAAGUACUUUGAACAAUGAAGGCUGUUCAAGCAGUUUGGAGAUUGGAAGUGAUGAUUAUGUGUCGGAGGCCCAGCAGGAACCUUGUCCAUAUGCUUGUGUUAUCAGCUUGGGCGAUGACUCCGAGACAGACACGGAAGGAGACAGUGAGUCCUGCUCAGCCAGAGAGCAAGAGUGUGAGGUUAAACUACCAUUUAAUGCACAACGAAUAAUUUCACUCUCUCGGAAUGAUUUCCAAUCCUUGUUGAAAAUGCACAAGCUGACUCCAGAACAACUGGAUUGUAUCCAUGAUAUUCGAAGAAGAAGUAAAAACAGAAUUGCUGCACAGCGCUGUCGCAAGAGAAAGCUUGACUGUAUACAGAAUCUGGAAUCAGAAAUUGAGAAACUGCAAAAUGAAAAGGAGAGCUUGUUGAAGGAAAGAGAUCACAUUUUGUCCACUCUGGGUGAGACGAAGCAGAACCUCACCGGACUCUGCCAGCAAGUCUGCAAAGAAGCAGCUCUCACUCAGGAGCAGAUACAGAUACUGGCCAAGUACUCCGCCUCGGACUGCCCACUUUCAUUCUUGAUUUCUGACAAAGAAAAAAGUACUUCUGAUGGUGAACUUGUACUCCCAUCCAUUUUUAUCUUGUCUGAUGGGCGUCUAGGUGUGUUGCCUCCCAGCGGGAGGGGAACUAGUGAGCCUGGUGGUGUGCGUGGGCAGGAGUUGCAGCCUGCUCCCACGGCUGGCCCCGAGCAGGCCCAGCCCGGGCCCGAGGAGCAGUGUCGGCAGAGUGGUGGCAUCUCAGAUUUCUGCCAGCAGAUGACUGACAAGUGUACAACGGACGAGUAAAUUUGCAUUCAUUUCCUUCAAACCAUCCAAUUUUCUAUGGAAGUUUUGGUAUUGCUUUGAAAACUAGUGUGGCUAUCUAUCACUUACCAAUGUUGUUUUCCGCCCUGGUAGUUUGUCAUAAAGAAAUUUCUCUUAUGCCUGAAUUCUUCUAAAUUCCCAUGGGAAUGGAGACACAAACGAUUUGUCUCUUGAGUACUGACAAAUCACAUGUGAAAAUGUACGCCUUUUGAAAACUAUAUUUUAAAAACAAGUAACUAUUGUUAACAGCUCCUCCCAGUAUUUAAAAAAAAAAAAAGAUAGCAAUGUAAAAGCUGGAAACGUCUUCUGAUUCUGUCAAAGAAGUGGCUUGUAGAAGUUUAAUAAUUUGACCUGUUCACAGUAUGCUGAUUUAACAGAAAGUUUCGUCCUGAGCCGUGCUAAUAGAGUUCUGUUGUACUAGGAAAUAGUCGGUCAGCUUGUUGGAUGGACGUGUGUACCCAGAGCUGCAGUUUUGUUUUAAUCCUUGAGCUUUGCUCUUCAGCUCGACGGGGAGAGGUUUCCUAGACUUCUUUGUGAUCCCGAGUCUC
Ochotona princeps (American pika) is the source of this 3112-nucleotide messenger RNA. RefSeq names its product BTB domain and CNC homolog 1 (gene BACH1). Gene Ontology annotation, molecular function: DNA-binding transcription factor activity, RNA polymerase II-specific; RNA polymerase II cis-regulatory region sequence-specific DNA binding; protein binding. Bases 333 to 2546 code for a protein of 737 amino acids. Gene Ontology annotation, biological process: regulation of transcription by RNA polymerase II. The transcript is spliced from 5 exons. Lineage: Eukaryota; Metazoa; Chordata; Mammalia; Lagomorpha; Ochotonidae. The record is from RefSeq and is a predicted model, not a curated record.